Pungitius pungitius (ninespine stickleback) is the source of this 3233-nucleotide messenger RNA. Its product is annotated as TBC1 domain family member 24-like. Gene Ontology annotation, cellular component: nucleus. Bases 1 to 2217 code for a protein of 738 amino acids. The record is from RefSeq and is a predicted model, not a curated record. NCBI's taxonomy places the organism in Eukaryota, Metazoa, Chordata, Actinopteri, Perciformes, Gasterosteidae. The transcript is spliced from 11 exons. Gene Ontology annotation, biological process: response to oxidative stress.
AUGAUCGACGUUUCAAGAGCGCCGGAUUUCUCCAACUGCGUGGGCAUGAAUUCCAUGUCGAUGUCCGACCAGGACCCGGGGCCCGUGGCCGGGGCCAGAGGUCGGCAGAGGUCUCACUCCUACUACAGUCCAGAGGACAGCAAGAAAUACGGCCCGGAGACCCCGACGGAGGAGACCUUCACGAGGCCUCGCUCCAGGUCCUUUUACAGCUACGAGCCGACGGAGCUCGACUCCGAAUGCGACGUCUCGAGGUCCAGCCCGCUGAGGCCAAGGGUCGCCUCCCUGAUUCAGUACCAAGUGAACAAAAAGGAAAAGAGAGAAGGGGGCGUGGCUGGUGCUGGAGUCAGCUCCAAGAAGCCCAAGUCCAAACGAAUCAAGCACUCACAAAAAGGAGAUCAUAAUGGCAGUAAAUGCAAUCUCAAGCCGGUGUGCAUGAUGACCAUCUCUGAGUCAGACAACUGGGAAAUUAACUCCUGUUCUGGGAUGAAGUAUGGGCAGUUUGUGGACUGGGAGAAGAUCGACCCUGAAGCUGCAGUGCGAUACCAGCAGAUCCUGCAGAGUGACCAGCAGCAGCUGAAGACAAUGGGCCGUGAAGGAUUCUGGGCCACGCCGCACACACUGAGGGCCAAAGCGUACUACCACAUCAUCCACAGCAUCAACUCUAGCAGGUGUAUCGUGCCAGACAGAAAUGUCUACUAUGAAGUAUCCAAGACGCACUUUGGAGAACAGAAAAUCAGCACACAUGCGGUCCCAGACUACAUGGAGGCGGCAGAAAUACCCAGAUACUGUCUGAACAAAGCGGGCCUGAACUCUGUGAAAAAGAUCCUCAUCUGCCUCGGCAAAUGCUUCCCAGACAUGAAGUUCUGCCCCAUCCUGGCCGAACUGGUCUCCCUCCUGCUCCACUUCAGCGAGGACGAGGCCGAGUGUUUCCACAGCGUGUCCCGGCUCAUCUGCUACGACGACCCCAACAAGCGCUACAUCGACCAGACCUUCCUCACCUACCGCGCUUCCUGCAUGACCUUCGGCGACCUCGCCAACAGGUGCUGCAGGGGCAUCCGCAAGCUCAUCGCCAGCUCCCACCAGAACCUCUUUGAGUUCUACUCCGACUGGACCAUGUGGAUAUUCGCCGACCUCCCCUUCACGUACGCCAUCAGAGUGCUGGACGUCUACCUAUCGGAGGGCUACAAGGUCCUCUACAGGGUGGCGCUGGCUCUGCUCGGCCUCUACAAGGUGUCCGUGUCAUCGAGGGUGGCCGACGUGGAGGACUUCCGCACGGACAUGAAGAGGUUCGUCCAGAGCGUGGCGCGCCACUGCACCGCCGAGGAUCUGCUGCAGAGGGCCUUCGCGAUCCGGAUGGCCACGCGGAGGGAGCUCAACCUGCUGUUCAACGCCAACGUGGACGCCCUCAUGCAGAAGGGCGUCGGCACGCACCAGAGGAGGCAGUCGGUCGAGACGGUGAACUUCGGCAGCGUCUCCUCCUGCGUUGUGACCGGGACCGAGAUGAGAGUCGUCUGGGCCUGGAUCCCCGAGCGCUUCGCCCUCUUCAGCCCCACCCGGCUGUUCAGCACGGCGGAACACGGAAGAAGCCUCGCAUCAUUCUAUUCACAUGUGGAGGGAAACGAACCAGCGGUCUUGAUUAUCAAAACGAUGAGUGAAGAGGUCUUCGGCGCCUUCCUGUCAACGGAUGUGAUAGAAAGAAAGAAGCACGACUCCGAAGGACUCACGUAUUUUGGAACCGGGGAAUGCUUCGUUUUCACCCUGCGUCCCAGCAUGGAGCGCUACCAGCAGCCCAUGGUCAACAUCAUGACCAGAGCGCCGACCCCUCAGAUGACUCGGGACGGCGGUUCGGCCUCCUCUCCGGUGCCUCCCAUCCCAGCCCGGCCUCUGACCUGUCCCGCCGGAACCCCCCAGGACCCCAGCAGCCUGACCACCCCCCUCACAGCCCCAUCGCAGGAGCACACCACGGCCAAAGAGCUGAGGAGACCCAAGGAGCAGGAGGCCUCCAUGUUCAUCGCCUGCAGUGACAGUCAGCUCAUAAUCGGUGGUGAUGGAGGAACCGCACUGUGCCUGGAGGAAGACCUAGAGGCGGGGCACUCCGAGCCUUGUGACACCUUCAAGAGCACCCGACUCUGCAAGGGACAUUUCAAGAUCCAGGCCCUGGAAGUGUGGGGCAUCCAGAACACUAUUUCGUUUUCUCACACUUUUCUCUCUCAGUAGACCCAAGAAAGAGAGAGAUGCUGUGGGACUUGUGUAUUUUUUAGGGGGAAAAACCUGGAGCCAUUUUUUCCACCAUGCUUUUUCGUUGGACCUGAUUUUUAUGUAAAUUGUAUUAUUUAUUUUUGGAAUGCACAUGCAUCCACAUGGCAUGGUUUCUGUAGCAUGCAACGACAUCUGCUGUAAUGAUUCCCAUCUGUUGCAGCAAAAAAACAUACUUUACCUGGAUGCAUACACUUCCACAUGAUAUUUUGUUAUUAUUUCCGUUUAUUUGCAUUUUAUAAUAACUUGCUAAAUAUUAAGAUGUGUUCAGUGGAUCAUAUUUUCCUCUGUCUUAUAACUUAUUCAGACAUAAACCUGUUGUGAACAUGAUACUUUAUACUUUGUAAUGGGCUGGAGAAUAAAAACUGAAAGGUAAAGUUUUUUCUUUUCAUCAAAUCCUUACGUUGUACAGAAUGUUCGUCAUGCAUUCGUCUCAUCAGAUAUCACACCACAUAAAAAUUUAGAUACAAUAUUAAUGAACAACUCUUUAAAGAAGACAUAUGCUCAUUUUAAGACCCACAUUUGUAUUUAGGGUUUCCACCAUAACACGUUCACAUGCUUUGAUGUAAAAAAAAGCAUAUCAUUGUUCUCACAUUGUCUAUGUGAAUAACCUUGUAUACCCCUUCUGUCUGAAAUGUUUCUUUUCAGCUGUUUCUGUGGUCUGUGGUCUGAGGAUUGACAUGCAGAGGCUCAAUAUGGUUUUGUCGCUGUGCUAGUUGCUGUAUUAGUAUCAAAUGCAAAUAAACUGAAAUAAUAAGAAAAUAUCAUGUACAUGUAAAUAUCAUGUCUAACAUAUUAUGGCAAUAAACGUUUCCUGAUUCCUUUAUUUGGGAUUUUCUAUAUCUUCACUUAAUGUUUACUUUGCAUGGCUGUUUAUAUAAAUAUGUCAAAUAACACCAUAAUCCACAGUUAUGGAAGGGAGGGGUAUGCCAAAGACUUGUUUUUACAUGGAUGUUGUCAGAAAUGUCCUGAACAAA